AAUCAGAGACACGGAGUCUAAGAAAAUGUCUGGAGGCAUCACCAAUCCCCGACCUGCAGACGCAGGAGUGCAGUCCAUCUGUCUCUCUAUGAAGACAGAUGUGGAGAAGAACAGAGGAGAGAAUUUUGGGAUUUUUGAAGCUUUAUCCUACAAGACAAAAAGUGACGAUGGAACCACCUACUACAUCGAGGUCUUCACUGGGGGGGACAAAUAUCUGGAGGUGGAAGUGUUUGUGAAGUUCACCUUCGGCAGUGGAGCAGUCCUCACUAAAGUUUGUGAGAUCAUUAAGACAAAAGAGCCUGAGCUUCUAAAUAAUGCACCAACUUGAUUCUAUAUAAGUUUAUAAUCUGAUACCAAAUCAAUGAUGUCAUAUGUUUCAUAUAAACAGUUAUGGUGCACACUUCACUAAUCUCCUGUGGUUUUGUCUCAUUUGUUCUUACUUCUUGUAAUAAGUGUUACAUCAAUAUUCUUCAAUAUUCUAUGGUGAUGACACACCUGAUUGGUCUGUUAUUAAUGUUCAUAUCUUGAUUUAAAAGUCCUGUGUUACGCUAAAUUAACUCUUGUGAUCUUAAACCAUG
Molecule: messenger RNA, 578 nt
Organism: Boleophthalmus pectinirostris (great blue-spotted mudskipper)
Lineage: Eukaryota; Metazoa; Chordata; Actinopteri; Gobiiformes; Gobiidae
Product: cystatin-A1-like
Exons: 3
Coding region: 26-328 (100 amino acids)
Cellular component (GO): cytosol
Molecular function (GO): cysteine-type endopeptidase inhibitor activity
Source: RefSeq, a predicted model, not a curated record